GUUAGUGUGGCAACACCUUUAAAGUCCGUUUGACAGAUACGCAGCUAUUUAUCGAAAAAUAUUGUUCCUAAAUUUAUAUCAAUUUUAAUAUUGUAUAUUGUAGUGUUGGGUGUUCGUGUUAGUGUCGUCAUCAUAUCAAAGUGAUUCCGUCCUAGUGUGUUAGUGUCGAAUCGGCGAGGCGCGAUGUCGGGUCGCGCGGGCGCGCGGUGAAAGUGCAGUGCCAGUGUGGACGCGAAGGAGUCUUACUUGUGUCGGGAGAACAGCAUCAGCAUGGGCGUGGGUCUGGUGCCGCUGGAGUUCACGGAGUGCCUGGCGGAUAGCCCGCACUUCCGCGAGAACCUAUUGCGCCACGAGAAGGAGCUGGACCGCACCUCGCAGCAGGUCAAGCGCCUCAUCAAGGAGGUCAAGGAUGUGGUCCAUGCCGCCAAGCGACUGGGCGCGGCGCAGCUGGCGUUAGCGGGCAGCAUGGAAAACUUCGAGUUCGCGUGCAUCGGCGCCUCCAUGACGGAGGACGAGCGCGUCAUCUCGCACUCGCUGCACCACUUCGCGAAGCUCAUGCGGACCAUCGAGGACGAGCGCGAGCGCAUGCUGGGGCGUGCGCACGAGCAGAUCAUCGCGCCGCUGGAGAGGUUCCGGAAGGAGCACAUCGGCGCCGUCAAGGAGGGCAAGAAGAAGUUCGACAAGAAGACGGCAAAGUUCUGCCAGAGCCAAGAACGGACGCUUUCGCUCUCCACCAAGAAACAGGAUAAUGUCUUCCAAGAGGCUGACGCAGCGAUGGACAUGGCCGAGCGGGACUUCUGCCAAGCCUCGCUGGAGUACGUGUUUCAGCUGCAAGCUGUCCGCGAGCGAGAGAAGUUCGAGCUGGUGGAGACGCUCCUAGGUUUCGUGUUCUCCUGGUGGACCUUCCACCACACAGCUCACGACGUGCACCACGACGCCGAGCCGCUCGUGCGCGACCUGCAGCUGCGGAUCCAGCGGACGCGGACCAACUUCGAGGAGACGAGCAAGCAGACCGAGUCGCUCAUGAAGAAGAUGAUGGAGGUGCGGCAAAUGAAUAAAGAAGUGGAAGCGGAGGAGACGGGCGACGCCGUGGACGCGUCGCGCGCCGGCUACCUGUACCUCAUGGAGAAGAAGGCGUUUGGCACGGCGUGGAGCAAGCACUACUGCACGUACGAGAAAAAUUCGCGCACGUUACGAUUGCUUCCCUACUCGCAAAUCAACCCGAAAACUACGGCGCCAGAGCGGACGGAGAGCGUGUGCGUGUGCGGCGCGCGGCGCGCGGCCGACACGGAGAGGCGCUUCUGCUGGGACGCGCUGCCGGCCGAGCGCGAGCGGCCGCCGCUCACGCUGCAAGCUCUGUCCGAACGAGACCGCAAUGCGUGGCUCCGGGCGCUCAGUCCACAGACGGGCGACACGGAGCUGGGGCUGGGGUGCGCGCGGGCGGGGGGCGCGGGGGAGGCGGGCGCGCAGGCGCAGCUCGACGACGCGGGCUUCGCCUUCGUGCGCCGGCUGGUGCACGUGCUCGAGGAGCGGGGGCUCGAGGAGCAGGGCUUGUACAGGGUGGCGGGCGUGGCGUCCAAGGUGUCCCGCCUGGUGUCGUGCGCGGGGGUCGCGGGGGGUCGCCUGCCCGCCGCGCUGGCGGACCCGCUAGAGUGGGAGAGCAAGACGCUCACGUCGGCGCUCAAGAGCUACCUGCGCGCGCUGCCCGAGCCGCUCGCCACGCACGCGCUGCACGAGCGCUUCCUCGCCGCCGCCAAGCUGGAGUCGCGCCACGAGCGCGUGCACGCCGUCGCCGCGCUGGUGGCGCAGCUCCCCACCAGGAACAGGGACAUGCUGCGGCUGGUCGUCGACCACUUGAGACGGGUAGCGGCGCGUGCGGACCGCAACCUGAUGACGCCGUCCAACCUGGCCGUGUGCUUCGGGCCCACGCUGCUGCGCGCGCCGCGCGAGUCCGUGGCCGCCAUCUUGGACCUCAAGUUCUACAACGUGCUGGUGGAGACCCUGCUCGACCACGCCGACCAGAUCUUUGCGCACUCUCCGCACCCGCACCCGCACCCGCACCCGCAGGGACCUAACCUGCAGCAGGCUACGCCAUCGCAGAAUGGCCUCAG
Messenger RNA from Cydia strobilella, 2111 nucleotides. RefSeq names its product rho GTPase-activating protein Graf (gene Graf). Gene Ontology annotation, molecular function: protein binding; GTPase activator activity. Gene Ontology annotation, biological process: signal transduction. The record is from RefSeq and is a predicted model, not a curated record. The annotation marks the transcript as partial. The transcript has 12 exons. NCBI's taxonomy places the organism in Eukaryota, Metazoa, Arthropoda, Insecta, Lepidoptera, Tortricidae. Gene Ontology annotation, cellular component: cytoplasm.